UGUCCGACUUCCUUUACCACGGCCACCUCACUCCUCAAUUCCGUCCUCUCUCUCUCUGUGACCGCGAAUUGAAAUAACACCCCUCACUCUCCCUCCAAAUCCAUACACCCUCAUAGAGAGCUCAUCAUGGCUCCCGCAACCGCCAAUGGCACCAAUGGUGUCAAUGGACACGACACCAACCUUUCCGCGAACGACAACAUCCAGCGCUUUGCUGCUCCCAGCCGACCACUAAGCCCACAAGCCAACCACACUCUCUUCCACCCAAAGACGAGAUGUUUCGUCUACGGCAUGCAGACGAAGGCUGUCCAGGGCAUGCUCGAUUUCGACUUCAUCUGCAAGCGCAAGACGCCUUCAGUGGCUGGAAUCAUCUACACAUUCGGCGGCCAGUUCGUCAGCAAGAUGUACUGGGGAACAUCCGAGACCCUCCUCCCCGUCUACCAAACCGUCGAGCAGGCCAUGUCCAAGCACAGCGAUGUCGACUGCGUGGUCAACUUUGCCUCCUCCCGAUCCGUCUACACCUCCACCAUGGAGCUUCUCGAAUUCCCACAAAUCAAGUCGAUCGCCAUCAUCGCCGAGGGUGUGCCAGAGCGUCGUGCUCGUGAGAUUCUGCACGUGGCCAAGAAGAAGGGUGUCACAAUCAUUGGACCGGCCACAGUCGGUGGUAUCAAGCCUGGUGCGUUCAAGAUUGGAAACACGGGUGGAAUGAUGGACAACAUUGUGGCCUCCAAGCUCUACCGCAAGGGUUCCGUCGGAUACGUCUCCAAGUCCGGAGGUAUGUCCAACGAGCUGAACAACCUUGUCGCCAACUACACCGACGGUGUGUACGAGGGUGUUGCCAUUGGUGGUGACAGGUAUCCGGGAACCACAUUCAUCGACCACAUGCUCCGAUACGAGGCCGACCCGAACUGCAAGAUUCUCUUGCUGCUCGGUGAAGUCGGUGGUGUUGAGGAGUACCGCGUGAUUGAGGCUGUCAAGGCUGGUGUCAUCAAGAAGCCAAUCGUCGCGUGGGCUAUUGGUACCGUUGCCAGUAUGCUCAAGACUGAGGUUCAAUUCGGUCACGCUGGAUCUCUCGCCAACUCUCUCCUCGAGACUGCCGCGACCAAGAACUCCAGCAUGCGUGAGGCAGGUUUCUACGUCCCCAACACCUUUGAGGAGCUCCCAGAGAUGCUCUCCACCGUCUACCAAAAGCUCGUCAAGGCCGGCACCAUCGUUCCCGCACCAGAGCCAGGCGUUCCAAAAAUCCCAAUCGACUACUCCUGGGCACAGGAACUCGGUCUCAUCCGCAAACCUGCCGCUUUCAUCUCCACCAUCUCCGACGACCGUGGUCAAGAACUUCUCUACGCUGGUCUGCCCAUCUCAGACGUCUUCCGGGACAACAUCGGUAUCGGUGGUGUCAUGUCUCUCCUGUGGUUCCGUCGCCGUCUGCCCGACUACGCCAGCAAGUUCUUGGAAAUGGUUCUCAUGUUGACUGCCGACCACGGUCCCGCCGUGUCUGGUGCCAUGAACACCAUCAUCACCACUCGUGCCGGCAAGGAUCUGAUUUCCGCUCUGGUUGCUGGUCUCCUCACUAUUGGUUCUCGUUUCGGUGGUGCCCUUGACGGUGCCGCUGAGGAGUUCACCCGCGCUUUCGACAAGGGUCUCAGCCCGCGUGAUUUCGUGGACACUAUGCGCAAGGAGAACAAGCUCAUCCCUGGUAUUGGCCACCGCGUCAAGUCCCGCAACAACCCCGACCUUCGCGUCUCCCUCGUCAAAGAAUACUGCCAAGCCAACUUCCCCAACACGAAGCUCCUCGACUACGCGCUCGCCGUCGAGAGCGUCACCACCUCGAAGAAGGACAACCUCAUCCUCAACGUCGACGGCUGCGUGGCCGUCUGCUUCGUCGAUCUCCUCCGCAACUCCGGCGCCUUCAGCAAUGAAGAGGCUGAGGACUACCUCAAGAUGGGUGUGCUCAACGGUCUGUUCGUGCUCGGCCGCUCGAUCGGUCUGAUUGCCCAUUUCCUCGACCAGAAGAGAUUGCGUACGGGUCUGUACAGACAUCCUUGGGAUGAUAUCACGUACCUCCUUCCGGAGCUCGGAAAGGGUGCUCCGGGUAAUGAGGGUCGUGUUGAGGUUGACAUG
Molecule: messenger RNA, 2118 nt
Organism: Zymoseptoria tritici IPO323
Lineage: Eukaryota; Fungi; Ascomycota; Dothideomycetes; Mycosphaerellales; Mycosphaerellaceae
Exons: 5
Biological process (GO): fatty acid biosynthetic process; tricarboxylic acid cycle; acetyl-CoA biosynthetic process
Cellular component (GO): cytosol
Molecular function (GO): ATP citrate synthase activity
Source: RefSeq, a predicted model, not a curated record